Molecule: messenger RNA, 846 nt
Organism: Trichoderma reesei QM6a
Lineage: Eukaryota; Fungi; Ascomycota; Sordariomycetes; Hypocreales; Hypocreaceae
Product: casein kinase II, alpha subunit
Exons: 5
Coding region: 1-846 (281 amino acids)
Biological process (GO): protein phosphorylation
Cellular component (GO): nucleus; protein kinase CK2 complex; cytosol
Molecular function (GO): ATP binding; protein serine/threonine kinase activity
Source: RefSeq, a predicted model, not a curated record
AUGGGUUCUGGAAAACAUGCAGACAUAUUCAAAGCCUUUCGAGUGUUAGAUCUAAAGUCGUGCAUUAUCCGACCUGCGAAGCAAGUGGGAAGGCCUGGAAUAGAGCAAGAGAUCAAGAUUCUUCUCUCCCUGAAAGGAGGACCAAACAUCUUGGAGCUUGAAGAUAUUGUUCGAGAUGAUCAGAUGGGAACGCCAUCCUUGGUGUUUGAGUACGUGGAGAACACCGACUUCCGCCGCUUGUAUCCCGCCUUUGGGGACGGGGAUGCUCGCUACUACAUGAAGGAGCUUUUGAAGGCUCUCCAAUUCUGCCAUGGCAGGAGCAUCAUGCACCGAAACGUUCAACCUCACAAUAUAAUGAUUGACCACGGUCGACGCAAGCUGCGCCUCUUUGGCUGGGAAUAUUCCGCAGCUUACGUUGCCAGCUCGAGGUAUAGCGUCCGUGUCGGCCAAGGCUUUGCGAAGGCGCCCGAGCUGCUUUUACAGCACGAAGAAUAUGACUGCAGUCUAGAUAUUUGGAAUACGGGCGUGAUUCUUGCGUCUGUCAUCUUCAGGAAAGAGCCAUUUUUUCAUGGCAUAAGCAGUUUCCAUCUCCUGCAGAUGAUUGCCAGUGUCUUGGGGACAAAGGGCUUGCUCAACUACGUCGAGAAGUACGACAUAGAAACAACUCCGGAUGACGUUGAUGCUAUUCCAUAUUUCGAGAAGAGAGAGUGGCGGAGCUUCAUUGAUGAGCGAAACGAGCAGUUAUCGAGCAGUGAAGCUAUGGAUCUUGUGGAUAAGCUGCUUCAAUGGGAUCACAAGCAACGACUCACUGCUACCGAAGCCUUGAACCACCCUUAUUUCAGCUGA